CGACAACAUUGGAAAAAGCGGAUUCCACGUGACAGCGCACCUACCGCGCAUCUUCCCGGAGCUAAAUUCGUCAUCGCGACAAGUCGAAGGUGGCCUUUUGAUGAGCCAGUGUCAAGAUGCGCAAAGGAAGAAUUAACACUCCGAAUCAGAGCUUUUGAAGUCCGAACUGCUAUCAAGCCAACAUCACGUCUGACGAACAUCUCCUUCUGCAGAGUCCAAUUGAAUGACUUGGCGACGAUGCAUUGAUAUUCAGUUCUAUGUACAUAACGAAGUGAAUCCGCGGAAACAUUCACAUGCCAGAUCUCACGUGCUAGUCAUUUCCAAUGCAGUUUCUCUCAGUGCUGGCAUGGCUAUGCCUGUUCCCACUGUUAGCGCUCGGCGCUGAAGAUUACUACAAAUUGUUAGGCCUCAGCAAAGGUGCAGACGAGCGACAGAUCAAAAAAGCGUACCGAUCCCUCUCGAAAAAAUUCCAUCCCGACAAGAACCCCGAUGACGAGACUGCGAAGCACAAGUUCGUUGAGAUCGCCGAAGCAUACGAAAUCCUAAGUGACAGCAAUCUGCGCAAAAUCUACGAUCAACAUGGCCACGAAGGAGUUAAGCAGCAUCAAAAAGGCGGCGGCCAAGGAGGAGGUCGAAAUCCGUUCGAUCUUUUCAAUCAAUUCUUCGGUGGUGGAGGACACUUCGGUCAAGGCCAGCGCAGAGGGCCGAACAUGGAAGUGCGCAUCAGUGUUCCGUUGAAAGACUUCUACAAUGGCGCAGAGCACGAGUUCAAAGUUAAAAAGCAAAAGAUAUGCGAUAAAUGUGAAGGCAGCGGCUCAGAAGACGGACAACGCGAACAGUGCUCGCGGUGUAGCGGCCACGGCAUCAUUCUCCAAAAACAUCAACUUGCGCCAGGUAUCUUUCAGCAGAUGCAAAUGCAAUGCGACGUCUGCGGCGGGCGUGGCAGCACAGUCAAACACAAAUGUAAGACGUGCAGAGGCGAGCGCGUGAUACAGUCCGAGGAGGUAUUCGACAUUGUCAUCGAGAAGGGUACGCCGCGCGGACACCGCGUGAGCUACGAAAACGAAGCAGACGAAUCGCCGGAUUACGCGGCUGGCGACAUCAUCGUGCAAAUCAUGGAGAAGACGGCGGAGAUUGAUUCGGAGCAAUCCGGACGUGUCGACGGUGCAUUUUUUCGCCGCAAGGAUCAAAACCUCUUCUGGCGAGAAGUCUUAUCGCUUCGGGAAGCUUGGAUGGGCGAGUGGACUCGUAAUCUCACACAUCUCGAUGGCCACAUUGUACAGCUCUCGCGGAAACAAGGGCAGGUUGUACAGCCAGGCACCGUUGAGAUUAUUCCAAACGAGGGCAUGCCGGCGCACAAUUGGAGAGGCGACGGAUCGGAAUUCGGUGCUCUGCAUGUCGAGUAUAUCGUCAUUUUGCCUGACCAAAUGGAUAAAGCUAUGGAGAAGGACUUUCGGACAACAUGGGACAAAUGGCGAAAGAAGAACGGUGUAGAUCUGCACAAAGACAGCGGACGGCCGGACCGGAAGCAUGAUGAACUAUAGAGGGAUGUUUUUGACGAUGUAUAAUGUCGUACUUUAGAAGAGCAUAGAUGUUGAUUCAGUUUCUAGAUUUUUCUUUGCCGUAGGCCAUAUGUCGUUCAUGUUGAGAUUCACCUUGUCACAGACAGACUAGUGUUGUGAUCCCAUUGGGGUUGGCACAUACUUCAUGGGAUGCUAUGAAUUCGUCUAUCGUACAUCCUCAGAUGGUGUUCUGCUAUU
Dissoconium aciculare CBS 342.82 is the source of this 1760-nucleotide messenger RNA. RefSeq names its product putative DnaJ domain protein. Gene Ontology annotation, cellular component: cytoplasm. The record is from RefSeq and is a predicted model, not a curated record. The transcript is spliced from 2 exons. Gene Ontology annotation, biological process: protein refolding. The coding region runs from base 324 to 1544 and encodes 406 amino acids. Lineage: Eukaryota; Fungi; Ascomycota; Dothideomycetes; Mycosphaerellales; Dissoconiaceae. Gene Ontology annotation, molecular function: Hsp70 protein binding.